Molecule: messenger RNA, 1314 nt
Organism: Chrysoperla carnea
Lineage: Eukaryota; Metazoa; Arthropoda; Insecta; Neuroptera; Chrysopidae
Exons: 6
Coding region: 90-1298 (402 amino acids)
Source: RefSeq, a predicted model, not a curated record
ACUAUAUGAAUUAUUUUCAAUCUUAAUCAUCAUUCUUAAAAGAUUCCUUGAUUAAGGCAGUUGUGUUUUAUAAGUGAAAGUGCACUAAAAUGGACAACCUAAAAAUACUCAAUCAGCAAGUUGAAGAAAUGAUGAAGAUAGAAGUAAUAGCAGAUACAAAGCAAGUUGAAGAAAUGAUGAAGAUAGAAAUAAAAGCAGAUACACAGCAGGUCACCCAACCUCCACAAGUUCGCCAAGUGUGUAUUCCUGAACAAAUUAUUGCUUACCAACAACCCGCGUCUCAACAGUUUUACACAUCACCUCCUUCUCAAGAGUUUUUCUCACCAUCCCCUCCCCAGCAGUUGCCAGAACUAUAUGAUACAAAUCGUCUUGUAGAUGAAUGCAAAAGAUUCUUAGACGCAUAUGGUCAGGAACGCCGCGGGAAGUUGCUAGUACAUUAUGAUACAAAUCGUCUUCUAGAUGAAAUCAAAAGAUGCUUAGACGCAUGUGGUCAGGGACGCCGCGGGAACUUGCUAAUACAUCAUGAUACAAAUCGUCUUGUAGAUGAAUGCAAUAGAUUGAUAGACGCAAACGGUUGGGGGCGCGACCGGAGACGUAAGAGUGGAAGGCCAGCAUGGUGGAAAGAAACCACCCAACAACAACAAUUCUUACUAAAUCCACCACAGUCUCCUGUACAACAAAUCACACCACAUCUUCAAAUCCAAACCAACUCUCCACAAUCUGCAAAAAUAGAAAUACCUACUACCACCAAAUUAAAAAUUCCCAGUACAUUAAAAGUAGAAAUCCCUCGGACAUCAAAAGUAACAACUCCUUAUACAAGAAAUUUAGAAAUCCCUUGUACAUCAAAAGUACAAAGUCUUCGUCCAUCAAAACUACAAAUCCCUUGUACAACUAAAGUAGAAAUUCCUUGUACAACAAUCGCUAGUACAUCAAAAGUACAAAUCCCUAGCACGUCAAAGAUAGAAGAAAUCCCUUGUACAACAAAAGUAGAAGCUGCUUGUACAACAGAAGAAGAAAUCCCUAGUAUAACAGAAGCAGGAAUUCCUAGUAUAACACAAGUAGGAACCCUACCACAAUAUCAAAUUCCUCUUCAAAAUUACAAUAUUUUGAAAGAUGCGGCUGAUUAUAUUGCUGAACGAAUAUUAGACUCUAUGAGAGACCAUAGACGUGGGCGUGGACGAGGCCGAGGACGUGGACGUGGACAGGCCCGUGGACGUGGCCGUGGACGAGGCAGUGGAUGGGGACGCAAUCGUAGAGGCUCGUCAACGGUAUUUAUCUAUAAAAAUUAUUAUUAUUAAAAAGUAUAAUUUUAAU